This is a messenger RNA of Verticillium nonalfalfae, 2172 nucleotides long. RefSeq lists its product as uncharacterized. Gene Ontology annotation, biological process: DNA-templated transcription. NCBI's taxonomy places the organism in Eukaryota, Fungi, Ascomycota, Sordariomycetes, Glomerellales, Plectosphaerellaceae. Gene Ontology annotation, molecular function: zinc ion binding; DNA-binding transcription factor activity, RNA polymerase II-specific; DNA binding. Bases 1 to 2172 code for a protein of 723 amino acids. The transcript has 3 exons. Gene Ontology annotation, cellular component: nucleus. The record is from RefSeq and is a predicted model, not a curated record.
AUGGAUCCAGCUGCCGCCUUCGGGUCCAUGGAUUUGCCAACCCCUACGCCAGCGGCCGUCGCCGCGCCUGCGCCCGUGCCCACACCGGUACAUGCCGCAACGCCUGCUCCGAUGCCACCACCUGCUGGUUCGGGCUCACUGCCAUUCCCCUCGGCUUCAGCCCCUGGAUCCGGCUCGACUGCCGCUCCCAUCUCCAGCCACGGCCCCAAUCCCGGUCCUGGGGGCCACCUUGCACACGGCCAUGCUUACGCCCACGGUCACAGCAACCCGCCCGGCCUCGGCCUCGGCCCCGACUCUCACAAUGCCAUGUCUUCUCAGAGCCGCCCAUGUGACAUUUGCCGCCAGCGCAAGACCCGAUGCGUUCGUGAGGAGGGUCGCGACAAGUGUGUCAUGUGCACCUUCCACGGCCAGCCUUGCACCUACCUCCGCGGGCCCUUGCCUCGCAAGCGCCGCAAGGCUACCGAUCCCGCCGAGCACCGUUCUCAGCCCAACGGCUCCGCUGGCGCUUCUUCAUCGGCAGCUUCGGCUUCAGGCCCGACCUCGGUACCGGGCGCAGCCUCGACAUCUGUUCCCUUGCCCCUGGAUCAUUACGAAGACCUCGAGCAAACGUCACCAGAACAUCUCGAGGCUCUUUCUCCCUCGCUCGCCGGCUCAGACCAAGUCGGCUACUCCUACAUUCGCCAUCAGCCCUCUCUACUCGAUGGCACUCUCGGCCUGCAUCUCAAGACGCACUCCGAGUAUAUCGGGUUGACCAACUACAGAGAGCCGUGCCUGCUCGACCUCCAUCGCGCCGAGGACUCGACCGCCAGAUCUGUCCGCCGUCUCGAUGACCAGACCGUCUUCCUUAUCCACAGAGACAAGGAAACGACAUCGGAAUCCCAGCGCAUAGCUGACCUUGAUGCCAUCGAGAAAGUCGUUCAUCCACUGGGCUCGUCCCUCGUCAACCUCUACUUCCGCAUUGUGCAUCCCAGCUUUCCUAUCCUCCACAAAAAAGUGUUCCUCGAAAAGUAUGCCCGGUCGUAUCACGAGUUCUCCCCGCCAUUGUUGGCUGCUGUCUAUCUACUCGCUCUCGACUGGUCUCUGUACGACCGCACACUGGCGACAUCCUCCUGGCAACCAGACCAGACGGCUCUCGAAGCUCUCGCUCUACGAACCAUGAGUGAUGACAUGAAGCGGCCGAAAAUAUCAACUCUUCAGGCUGGUCUUUUGAUUCAACAACGUGCAAAGAACAAUACCUGGAACGUCACUGCCCAACUCAUCGCCUUAUCCCAGGGUCUUGGUCUUCACGUAGAUUGUAGUGACUGGGCCAUUCCAGACUGGGAGAAGGGACUUCGUCGCCGUCUUGCCUGGGCCCUGUUUAUGCAAGACAAAUGGGGGGCUCUCGUUCACGGCAAGCCGUUUCUUAUCCGUCCGAAUGAGGACUGGGAUGUCCAGCCAUGUUGCAUCGAAGACUUCCCCGAAAAUGCCGCUGACGAAGAACACGAUCCGGAGGGCAGCUCCGAAGUAGUCGUCGGUCGUGAGCUAUUUCUGCGCCAUAUUGAGCUGUCGCUCAUCCUGAGCGAUGUGCUACGGACGUUUUACACGGCUAAAGCCACUAGGAGAGGAGGUACGCUGGACCAGAUUGGCACCAUUGGCGUCGCCGAACUUGCUAAGCCUAUUGUUAUGAUGCUCCGAGAAUGGUACAACGGGCUGCCCGAGGCAUUGCAGCUCAGGGACACCCGCCUCAAGAAGCUGUGUGCGAACGGCUCUCUCCACCUGUCGUACACUGCCAUUGACUUGGCCCUACAUCGAGCCAUGCUUCGCAACAUUAGCUCAUCAGCUCCUAGAGAAUUGCGCAACGCUAUUCGAACGGGGGCGCGUUCUCGUCUUCUUGCCGCUGCAACCAUCAUUUCGAAUCUGCAGCCGGAGCAUACGCAGUCUUUCUGGGGAUUCAUGGCCUCUGCUCAGCUAGCAAGCAUUGGCACCUUUGCCGGACUCCUUUGGGCCACCAGUGAUGACGACGCGGAGGCCUCAUUCUACGCGGAGCGCGUUGAGGAGUAUCUUUGGAGCUUGCGCGUACGGAGCCAGGCUGUGCCCUUCGCACGAGAGGCGCUUCGACUCCUGGAAGCCGAGGUGGGCGGGCUCGGUCCGGUACGGGCAGCAGGUAUGCCAGGAGAGGUCAUGCGAGUAUGA